AUUGAUUAUUUUAUUUUUAUUUUUUUAACGAAAACACAAAGUAGACACGUAAAGCAUGUUCACAACAUAGUUUAAUUGGACAAAGAACGGUGACAAGUGGGAUAUGCAAGUAAGCAUUGAAGCCUUUGAAGGAAUGAAGUUGAGGUAGCUGGCAGUUGCAGACACAUCAGCGUAGAUACUAGAUGUUGAUAGUGAAGAUUACAAUUUCCAAAAAUCUACUAUUGCCUCUUUCCUAUCCAAUUUGCAUUACAACAACAACUUUUCUAAAUGUCGGCUUGCAGUCAAACCCAACGUGGAGAGAGAAACAAACGAAUACACUCAAAAGAGAAAGUCAAAUGAAGGUAAAUUAAAUGAACUUUAGUUCAAGUUGAUGCAUAACCUAACUAGGUGUAUUUGGUCUUAGCCUUUCCCACGAUAAAGUAAAGUAAAUUGAAAAUGUCAUAACUCUCUCUCUCUUUCUCUCUCUAGCAAAUUCAUGAAUAUUCCGUGUAUUGACUUUCCCACGGUUUAAAUGAAAACUAUAAAUAACAACAUCAUUACCCUUUUCUCUCUCAACUUCAUUCAUUUUCUUAACUCUCCACCCAAAAAAAAAAAGCAACAAUGAAUCAAGAAAUUGAUGUUUCACCAUUUUUUCUAUGCCCUAUUUCACUUCAACUCAUGAACGAUCCGGUUACUGUCUCGACAGGAAUAACCUACGACAGACAAUCCAUCGAAAAAUGGCUCUUUUCGUCCAAAAACAAUACAUGUCCUGUCACAAAACAACAACUCUUACAUGAUCAUCAAAAUCUCCUUAUUCUCACACCAAACCACACUCUUCGUAGACUCAUUCAAGCUUGGUGCACCAUUAACUCUUCUUAUGGCGUUGAAAGAAUUCCAACUCCAAAACCACCAACAACAAAAACCCUUAUAGAGAAACACCUCAAAGAAGCUUCUGAUUCUUUAGAUUCACCUCAUUUGCUUAUUCAAUCUCUUAGAAAGCUCAAAGCAACAGCCUCCGAGAGCGAAACGAAUCAACGGUGUAUGGAGUCGGCAGGUGCUGUAGAGUUCUUAGCAUCAAUAGUAACAAAAAACAACACAUGCUGUUCAUCUUCAACAGAAUUAACUGAAACUACCAUUCUUGAGAAUGAUGAUGAUAUGGAAGGGUUUGCUUUUGACUUUAAUAUUAGUGCAGAAGAUGAAGCAAUAAACAUCCUUUAUAAUCUUCAUUUAACAGAACAAGGUUUGAAAACUCUCUUGAACUUCAAAAAUGGAGAAUUUUUAGAAUCAUUAAUGAGAUUAUUGCAAAAGGGUAACUACGAUUCAAGAACAUAUGCAGUUUUUCUGUUGAAUUCCAUGUCAAAGAUUGCUGAUCCAUCAAAACUAGCCAAUCUAAAAACCGAGUUUUUCGUCGAACUAGUUCAGCUUCUCAAAGAUCAGAUAUCAAACAAGGCAUCAAAAGCGACACUACAAACAUUGAUUCAGCUCGUUGAAUUAGGGAGAAAUAGAGUAAGAGCAGUUGAAUCAGGUUGUGUUCAUGUUUUGAUAGAGCUUCUUCUGGAUUCCAAAGAAAGGAAGCCGUGUGAGAUGAUUUUGGUGCUCUUGGAGAUGUUAUGUCAAUCUGCUGAUGGAAGAGCUGAACUUUUAAGCCAUGGAUGUGGUUUAGCUAUUGUUUCAAAGAAGAUCUUGAGGAUUUCAACAAUGGCUAAUGAUAGAGCAGUGAAGAUUCUUCUAUCUGUUGCAAGAUUCUCUGCAACACAUACAGUUGUUCAAGAAAUGCUGGAAAUAGGUGUUGUUGCAAAGCUUUGUUUGGUUCUUCAAGUUGAUAGUGGAAAUAAGGCUAAGGAGAAAGCAAGAGAGAUUCUUAAAUUGCAUGCAAACUCUUGGAGGAAGUCUCAUUGUGUACCUACUAAUUUACUUGCUUCUUAUCCAUCAUCAAGUGCUUGAAAAAUUAGAGGGUCUUUUUUUGCAUUUUAUUUAGUUUUGAUCUUUUUACUCCUUCAUUGGGAUUUUUUGUUUUAAAGAAUGUAGAGUUGUUUAAAGAAGAUUGGUUAGAUGGAACAAGGGAUAGGUGUGGACUUAAAAUAUUAUUGUCCAUGAAGAAUGGGUCGGAAACAAAUUAAAUUAGGUGGACAAUUUCUCUACCCAUCACAAAAAGAUGGGUAGUGUACAUUCCACCAAUCAGAUUCUUAAAUUAGGAUCAAUUGUUUAUAUUGUGAAUGACUACAUCACAUAUUCAUACAACAAAUGUUAAAAUACAGGGUUAAAUACGUUUUUAGUCCCUAUAAAUAUGUGACCCUGCAUUUUUAGUCCUUAUAAAAUUUUCCUUUAAUGAAUGGUCCUUCUAAAAUUUUUAUGUAUUUUUAUGUAUGUAACUUCAAUCCCUGCUAUCAAACCAAU
Messenger RNA from Vicia villosa (hairy vetch), 2376 nucleotides. Its product is annotated as E3 ubiquitin-protein ligase PUB23-like. Gene Ontology annotation, biological process: protein ubiquitination. Gene Ontology annotation, molecular function: ubiquitin protein ligase activity. NCBI's taxonomy places the organism in Eukaryota, Viridiplantae, Streptophyta, Magnoliopsida, Fabales, Fabaceae. The transcript has a single exon. Bases 601 to 1923 code for a protein of 440 amino acids. The record is from RefSeq and is a predicted model, not a curated record.